UAGUUUUUUUUUUUGUUUGUCAAAGCAACGGAUUUUAAAUUAAUUUGAAACUCAAUAAGAUACUUCGGUUUACAUGUACAUGUUUUUAUAUAAUUUAAUUUGCAUUGUGGUGAAAGAAACUCAUCUGCAUUUAUAACUGGGAGGAGAAUGCAAAAUUAAUCACGAUGCCUCGCCGUAGACGAUAUCACAGACGUAAACGUUAUUUGAAGACUCUGAAGAAAAGAAAUAAACGUUUACAAUCGGAAUCGACUACAGAGGAUAGAAAGCGCGAAAACAAUGCAACAUUCGACAUUUCUAAGAUGACCGACGUUGGUUUAAACAUAACUCAAAUAAUUUCUCCCGUUUGCACACCUAAUCUUACACCACCUAGUAAUGUCUCUUUAUUUUGUAACAUUCACAGCACUUCCGAACUUCUUGACAACUUUGCAAAGACUACUGAAGAUAGAAAGUCAUUUUUAAAUAAUGCAGAUUUUUUAAAAUAUGAUGUAGAAAAUUUACCCAGUGCUACAACUAACAAAGAAACUAUUAAUUGUUUAUCAAAAUCACAAUCAUUAAAAUUAAGAAAUGAAGUAGCUGUACAAACAGAGAGUGAGAAUACACAUCUGGAGGAACAAAAAAAGACUAAUGCUGGUUGUUGUGAAUGGAAUAAAGCUGAUAACCUUACGAAUCCUGUUGUCAUUUAUAAAACCCCUUUGAAAAGACUGCGUGACAUUUGUUUUUCACCUUCUCAAGACUUUGAAGAACAGCACUGUACUCCUAUGAAAGACUUAAGUUGUAGAUCUUUGUACACCGAAUAUGACAAAGAGUUAUUUAAUGCAUUUUCCAAUUCACUUGAUGAUCCAGAAACUGAAAAAAAAUUAUAUAACAAAAAUGACACUUUUAUAAGAAAUAAGAAGACAUCUACACCUUUGAACAAAAAGGUGUUAGAUUUUAAAACAGAUGAAACAUUCAACAUAAAUUCAUCGUUGACAUCUGAAAAUAGCAAAAUUUCUGAAUUCUUAUUUAGUAAAUGUGCAGCAACCUUUCCAACUACAUUCAGUCACUUGCAUAAGAGGAAAACGACUCCAAGAAAGUAUCAUCAAAAAUUUUUUAAAAGCAAGAAUUUUUCUAUAAACCAACAUAAGAAAUAUCCUUGCUUGACACACAAUUACUACAUUAAUUAUGCCAAGUUCACAAAUCGAAGCCAUAAUAUUACAUUAAAGCACAUGUCUCGAAUAAAUAAAAUCAGAUUUCCGACGAACAAGAGAAGCCCUGAUUACACUACAAAAGGCCGUGGAAUUAACAGCAGACUUUUGUCCAAGAUCGUGAAAUGUAGUAACCGAUUUGCCAAACUUCCACAAAAACUAUCAAAUAUAAUUUCCUGGUUAGGAAUAACUUUUACAAAGGGAAUGUCUAGUUUAUGUCGUCUGUAUUCUUUGAAUAAAACAAUAUUGUCGAAAACGGAAAAUUUGACUAAUCCAACUAUUAACAACCCAAACGACAGCGAACCAGGAGUAGUUUGUAAAAAUUGCGAUCAAAAUCAGGUGCAAAUUUCGAUUCUAACAGCCAAAGUUGGAGACUUGGAAACUGAAAUGAACCACAUAAAGCGUGAAUACCAAACACAACUGACAAAACUUGCGACUAAAGUUGGGAAUUUCGACUUGGAAAUGAACCACGUAAAACAGGAAUAUCAAACGCAAAUUUCAUCAUUGACUGCUCAAGUUGACGACCUCAAAAACGAAUUGAAACUACAAAACGAAAAAAUCCAAAAAAUGACGUCUACCUUUUUCUCUAAUUGUAACACUUACAACAGUUACCAGCCUUCAAAAAGCUUACAAUUGGAUGCUUGUGGCGCGCCUCCACCGCCGCCUCCUCCGCCUCCGCCGCCCCUUUUGUUAGCACCGGCCCCUAUUAUUAGGAUCACAUCGAGUACAAAGCUUGAGAAGAAAAUGCAAAAGGCUGGUGCCGAAAAUCGACCCGUUAUUUCUCUGGAUGACAUCUUGAAAGUGAAACUCAGGAAAACGGCGGAGCGGAAAUCGCCGCUAAGGAGGCUGUCACCUUUGAAACGUUCGAUUCAGCCGAUAAUUUCGUCGGAUAUGCUGCGACAGAUCAAGUUGAAGCCGACGUCGCGGUCGCAAACACCGCUGAUUGAUUCUAGUCCGUUGAGUGCAACCGCAAGCCCUCAGGCAAGUCUCAUGCGGAUCUUGACAAACGUUGACACUAACGUACGAAGGGUAAAAAGGCUAAAACGUAGCAACGGUUAUAGUUUUGAUGAUAGUUGUAGGACUCUUACGAGCAGGCGCGACGUCGGAAAAGACAGGGACUUCCUGUGAACGGACCACACUGCGCUAACUAACUAUCAAAGGUACUAAAGUAUUAAUUAUUCUUUUUUUUUAUUAUAAUUUUUA
Messenger RNA from Agrilus planipennis (emerald ash borer), 2387 nucleotides. RefSeq lists its product as uncharacterized. The record is from RefSeq and is a predicted model, not a curated record. The coding region runs from base 165 to 2312 and encodes 715 amino acids. The transcript is spliced from 6 exons. Lineage: Eukaryota; Metazoa; Arthropoda; Insecta; Coleoptera; Buprestidae.